Messenger RNA from Prunus dulcis (almond), 2249 nucleotides. Its product is annotated as serine--tRNA ligase. The record is from RefSeq and is a predicted model, not a curated record. The coding region runs from base 162 to 1505 and encodes 447 amino acids. The transcript has 9 exons. NCBI's taxonomy places the organism in Eukaryota, Viridiplantae, Streptophyta, Magnoliopsida, Rosales, Rosaceae. Gene Ontology annotation, biological process: seryl-tRNA aminoacylation. Gene Ontology annotation, molecular function: tRNA binding; ATP binding; serine-tRNA ligase activity. Gene Ontology annotation, cellular component: cytosol.
AAAAAAAGAAGAUAUUAGGGUUUUGGCUUACCACUAUCAGUAACAGAGUAUACAGUUUAUUCCUUGCUUGCGUUGUUUUUCUGCAGCUCCCAACUCUUUUCGGUUCCAAUUUGCAUCCAUAGAUAAUCAGACACUCGGUGUAGCAAGCAGAGGUAGAGAAAAUGUUGGACAUCAAUCUGUUUAGAGAAGAGAAGGGCAACAACCCCGAAAUCAUCCGCGAAUCUCAACGCCGUCGUUUCAAGGCCGUCGAGAUCGUCGACGAGGUCAUCCAGCUCGACAAAGAAUGGCGUCAGCGUCAAUUCGAGCUCGAGAAUCUUCGGAAAGAGUUCAACAAGAUCAACAAGCGAGUUGCUCAACUAAGGAUUGCUGGCGAGGAUGCAACUGACGUGAUUAAGGACACAGAGGAAAAUAAGAGGUUGGCGGCAGAGAAAGAAGUUGAAGUUAGAGAAGCUUUAACACAGUUGAAUUCAAAAUUGGAAGUCAUUGGAAACCUUGUGCAUGAUUCGGUUCCCAUCAGUAAUGAUGAGGAAAAUAAUGCUGUGAUUAGAUCAUGGGGUGAGAAGCGAAUGGAGCCAAAACUAAAAAAUCAUGUUGAGCUUGUUGAGCUUCUUGGGAUCGCAGACUUGAAAAAAGGUGCUGAAGUGGCUGGGGGUAGAGGUUUUUACCUGAAAGGUGCUGGUGUACGCCUUAAUCAAGCUCUGAUAAACUUUGGUCUUGAUUUUCUUGAGAAAAGGGGAUAUACAGAAUUGCAGACUCCAUUUUUUAUGAGAAAAGAUAUCAUGGCAAAGUGUGCUCAAUUAGCACAAUUUGAUGAGGAACUUUACAAGGUAACUGGUGAAGGUGAUGACAAAUAUCUGAUUGCUACAGCUGAACAGCCACUUUGUUCAUAUCAUAUAGAUGAUUGGAUUCAUCCAUCGCAGCUACCCUUAAGAUAUGCUGGAUACUCGUCUUGUUUCCGUAAAGAAGCUGGUUCACACGGUCGAGAUACCUUGGGAAUUUUUAGAGUUCAUCAGUUUGAGAAAGUUGAACAGUUUUGUAUUACAAGCCCAGAUGGAAGUGAUUCUUGGGAAAUGCACGAGGAAAUGAUAAAAAACUCCGAGGAUUUUUAUAAAUCGUUAAACCUCCCCUAUCAUGUAGUCGCAAUUGUUUCUGGUGCUUUGAAUGAUGCCGCAGCAAAGAAGUAUGAUCUGGAAGCAUGGUUCCCUGCAUCUCAGACAUACAGAGAAUUGGUCUCUUGUUCAAACUGUACAGACUACCAGUCAAGAAAACUAGAAACUCGAUAUGGGCAGAAAAAGAGCAAUGAGCAGACAAAGAAAUAUGUUCAUUUAUUGAACUCCACUCUUACCGCGACUGAGAGAACCUUGUGUUGCAUUGUUGAGAACUACCAGAGGGAAGAUGGUGUGGACAUACCAGAAGUUUUACAACCUUUCAUGGGCGGAAAGACCUUCCUACCUUUCAAGAACAAACCGGCCCCUGAAGUCAAAGGGAAGAAAUCAAAGGCCUAAAUUCAUAAUUUUAUUUUGAGUUUUCAAUGAAGAAUAGGUUAAUGAGAUUAGUUCAUGAUAUCGCUUACGCAAACUAUUCUGAUUGUUUUGAGAAACUGUGAAACCCAAAUUCCAUGUCUUGAAGUUGAUGUAAUGAAUUUUAAAAGUUUGGCACUUGUUUAGUCUUGGUUUGUGUUAUAGAUACAUUUUGACCGCUGAUUUGCACCUUUAUAUCAAUAAGACGUACCCUUGUGCUGCAAGAAGUCGUCGGUACAGAAAGUUUUACCAAAUUAAUAUAAGUUUUUGCAGCGGAUUUUAGUUUAAUAUCAGGAGGGUACUUGUUAUUCAUACUGUAAUAAUCAAGUCGCCCCAUUUCUGAAAUGAUCUAUUUUUGCUUCUGCAGGGUACGCAACCCUGUUCCUUUGAAACAAGCUGGUCCACAAUUCUCAUCUUCUUCAAUCAUGAAACUGGUUGAAAAGCCAUUCUUCAACUUGAUCCGGGGCUUUUGGUUAAAAAGACUUAGCAUGCUGUUGAAAUGAGAAGAACUCAAAUUCUGUUUCUAGUCACUUUUCAAUUGCACCAAAAUAAAAACUCUGAGCCCACAAAUUGGAAAUUUUGCAUUAGAAAGGGAUUAAAUUUUGGAAACUAUUGCAUCUGCAAUCUUGUUUUUGCUCUCAAAAGUCAAAGAGCCAUGACUUUGGAGCACCGCACGUACAAAAUGUGGCAUCAAUUUAAGAUUAUAUUUCUUGUCCACAAUUGUACGGA